GCUUUGCCUCGCUCGGGGCUUUAGAGAGCGAUGAGUGUCCGCAAGCACUUGAAGUUAGCUCCCAUUAAUCCGGUGCAGUUGCAACCGGCGGUACUGGAUCAGCUACCUCCCGGCCUGUCCACUGAAGCAGAAAUCGUGGUGGAUGGGGAACGCUUAAAAAUUCACGCCAGGGAGCUGGAAACGCUGGCAGAAAUCGGUCGUGGCCAGUAUGGCCGCGUCGAACGCAUGCUUCAUCGUCCGUCACAACGUGUCUUCGCUGUCAAAUGGAUUGCUCUGUAUCAGGAGCACACGAAUCGUGCACAGAUACAAAAGGAUCUGAGUGUCGGCCAAAACACCACAUGCCCUUGUGUGGUCAUGUGCUACGGCGGUCUACUUCACGAUUCCGAGGUGUUAGUUUUGAUGGAGUUGAUGGACAUUUCGUUGGAAAUGCUUCGAACCAAGGUGUAUGUCACAGACCAAGUAAUACCGGAGCACAAUUUGGCCUACAUAGUGCACCGCGUUGUAACUGGGUUAGAGUACCUACGGUCACAACUGCGUAUCAUGCAUCGAGAUGUGAAACCGUCGAAUAUGCUGGCAAACCGAGAGGGUCUCGUCAAGGUCUGCGAUUUCGGGAUCUCUGGAGAUCUGGUAAAAUCGUCGGCACCUACGAAUGUAGGCACUAAUCGGUACUUGGCUCCCGAACGUAUUAAUCCGAAACCCGAUCAAGCAUAUCGAAUUCAAUCAGAUGUUUGGUCACUUGGCCUCAGUGUGAUCGAAUUGGCCACAGGAGAGUUGUGUUACAAAGACAUGGACAAUGUGUUUCAGCAGUUGGAAGCGGUAGUGCAAAACGAUCCACCGCAGCUUCCGGCGAAUGAUCGUUUCUCGGACGAAAUUCGCGAGUUUACUAGCAAAUGUCUUGUGAAGGAUUUCACAGAACGUGCAAGCUAUCUAGAUUUACUCAACACUCCAUUUCUUACGUCGGUGGACAUUGAAGUUGGUCAGAAGAGCUUGAGCUACUUUUUAGCGCCAUUUUUGGAUUUCUAGUUCUUUAUCUUCCACACGCCUUUUGUUCGCUCCUGAUAGCUUAUCAGUGUUUGUUCAAGGUCUCUUUCAGCGCUUUCCAUUCUUUUCCUCGAUAACAGACAAACUUGCCCACUCCGCAUGCUACUUGACUUCACUAUUGAUUUUGCCCCACAACUACCUCCUUGUGGGUACUUUAUUGCCACCUCUCUAUUUCCCUCUCACCACUGCAUUAUUUUCUCCCCUCUAGUUUGGUGCAUUUCCCACACAGAUGACAUCCAAAAUUUUUGAUUUCAUUUUUGCCGAUUAGGGAUACUGUCCGUAUUGCCCGGUUUUCACGUGAACUUUCUUUCCUUCCUGUCGUUUUUCUUCUCUUGUGCGAAUUUGCUCCUACCCACACUACUCCACUGCUCAUCAGUUUUAGGCACCACUGAGUUUCUUCCUUUGCUCUCGAUCUUCCCUGACUUUCAUUUAUUAUUCAGGUUCAGUUUCGAAAUUGCGCCGUUAUUUCGAUGCAGCUGUUAUUACACAGAAACAAUGGUCUUUACUUGUACUUGAUCCGUUUAGACGUCGAUGCAUAACUGACUCGCCGUUUACGUGACUCUGACGUCCACAUUGAGGCAUAUUUUUUUCUAUCUCCGGUGGAGAAUUUUUGUGUAUUUAUACGUGCAUCUGUUAUUGAAAAUUAUUUUGUGAUUCUUGAAUUAUUUUCUUCCUUUCCUUGGAAUCGCUGCAUUUUUCCCAUCGGGACCUACCGAUUACCGAUGCAGAUAAAAAUAUUGGUCUGGCUACUUGCCACAUCAACUUCGCAUUGAUCUCUGCUUUGGAACACAUUCACCCGAUGUUCCUUUGUUCGGAUGACUAAUCAGCUCAAAAUCAUUCGUGAAUUAAAUCGAAAUCGGGUGCAUAGGAUAUACUCAUAACUAAAGCCACAGCGAUUGCUCGGGAUUGAUAAAGCACCCGCGUUGUCGCAAAAUGUUCCCCUGUCUAACGUCACCUCUAUGACAUCCUUUUCCUUCAUUUGUUUAGCAUUUCUAGGACUAUAUCUAUUGUUAGCCAAAUUAUUAUAAAUUUGUGAUAUUCAACAAA
This is a messenger RNA of Dicrocoelium dendriticum, 2088 nucleotides long. The record is from the annotation of a GenBank genome assembly. Lineage: Eukaryota; Metazoa; Platyhelminthes; Trematoda; Plagiorchiida; Dicrocoeliidae.